AUGGGAGGAGGAAACGCGAACACCGACGAAGGGAUGAGCGCGAACCUUUCGCAGCUGAAACGGAAAGCGCAAACGAAAGUGAAAGAGUUCAUCCACACGGCGCAAGCGAAACGGGAACAAGUGGAACGCGAACUUUCGAUUGGAGGUGAUGGUUCUGGUCAUCAAGACGGGAAGCACUCGCUCGCGUUCAAGUGCGUGCGCUUAAGAGAACUCGUGAGAUUGGUUCGUAACGCGAAAACGAAACAAGAGGAACGAUCGAUAGUGGCGAAAGAAUCCGCGGCGAUACGAGACGCGUUCGCGGACGCGAAACUGUCCAACAUGUUUCGACACAGGAACGUGGCGAAGUUGUUGUUCGUGCACAUGCUGGGGUACCCGACGCAUUUCGGGCAGAUGGAGUGCGUGCAGUUGACGGCGAUGGCGGAUUACGCGAAUAAACGGUUGGGGUAUUUAGGAUUGAUGACGCUGAUGGACGAACGCUCGGAAGUGACGAUGCUGAUUACGAACAGCGUGAAGAGCGAUUUGAUGAGUAAGAAUGUGUACGUGGUUGGGUUAGGGUUGUGCGCGUUGGGGAACAUAUGCACCAGCGAGAUGGCUCGAGACGUGAGCGAGGAGGUGAGGAAGUUGAUGCUGUCGAAGAACAGCUACGUGAGGAAGAAGGCGGCGCUGUGCGCGAUUCGAGUGGCGAAGAAAGUGCCCGAGUUAGCGGAGAGUUUUCUAGAUCCGUGCGAGAGGUUGUUGAACGACAGACAUCACGGCGUUUUGUUAGCCGCGGUGACGUUAGCGUAUAGGUUGUGCGAAGGACCGUCGGACGUUUUUGAGGAUACCGAGGACGUGAGGAAAGCGGACGAGAUUGACGGCGAGUUUGACGAAGACGCCGCCGAUCGAGCAACCGAACGAUUGAGAAAGAAAGUCGGUUCGUUGUGUAAAGUUUUGAAAGCGUUGAAUUCACAGCAGACGAAGAAAAAGAGCGUCGGUUCCUCGAGCGCGAAUAAUAAUAAUAAUAAUAAUAGUAAUAAUCAACAAAGCGAACACGACGUCGGAGGUCACUCGGAUCCGUUUUUACAGGUGCACAUUUUAAAACUUCUGAAAGUAUUAGGCCGAGGAUGUAGCGAGACGUCGGACGAAAUGUCAGACACCUUAGCGCACGUGGCUUCCAACACGGAGUUUUCGAGCAAAAAUUUUGCCGGCGCUUCGAUCUUGUUGGAAUGCGUCGAGUGCAUCGUAGAAACGGAAUCGGUUGGUGGAUUAAGAGUGUUAGCGGUGAAUAUUCUCGGGAAGUUUUUAGCGAGUAAAGAAAACAACGCAAAGUAUGUCGCGUUGACGGCGUUAUCGUCCGUGGUUAAAAUUGAUCAAGGCGCGGUGCAGAGACAUCGAAAAACUAUAGUCGAGUGCGUGAAGGAUUCCGACGUGAGCAUUCGGAAAUCGGCGUUAAACUUAGUGUAUAAUUUAGUUAACGCGAGUAACGUUCGAACGUUAGUGCCGGAACUUUUAGAGUACCUCAAAGUUGCGGACAAAGAGUUCAAACGCGAUUUAACGAAACGCAUCGUAACGCUCAUAGGAGAAAAUGCGCCGGAUGAUCGUUGGCGAUGCGAAAUGACCGUGGAGACGUUUCGUCAGGCGGGAGAAUACGUGGACGAUGUGGACCAAAGAACUUUUUGCGGCGUCGUGUCGCGAGGAGACGAAAAGUUGCAAGCCUUGAUUGGCCGGAGCAUGUUCAAAGCGUGCGUAGAUUUAGGAGAGAACGCAACGCAGCAGUUGAAAUCGACGACGUGUUGGGUGUGUGGCGAGUUUGCGGAUUGCAUAGCGCACGUGCCGACGUUGGAAAACGAAGAGAAGAAUACCGUGACGAUUCAAGAUAUUGCCGCGUUGUUGAAAGUAUUCUUGAGAGACGCGAAAGAAAGUGAAAUUACGAAACAAUACGCGUUGACGGCAAUGACAAAAGUAACGGCGAGAGAUCAAUCGCAAGCUGCGCAAGCGAUUGACGCGAUGAAGCCAUUACAAGCAUCCGUUGACUUGGAAUUGCAAGCCAGGGCGUGCGAAUAUUCGCACAUCAUUGAAGCCGGGUCGGAGGUGUUGACGACGGUGAUGGAACGCGUGCCGCCGCCGGAAGCGCCGAAAUUCGUCGAGUUGGGGAAAAAGAAACGACGAAAAUCGUUAGUUACCAGUAACGCUCGAGCGGUUGGUGAGGAGAACACGAGCGAAAGCGCCGCGUUAGGAGACUUGCUCGAUUUUGGCGGUGAAAAUGAUGUGGUGCAAACGAGUGCUACAGUCGCAAACUCGCCGCCGGCGGCGUCAAAGGUGGUGCUCGCCGCGGCGAAUGUGUUGGACGAUCUCUUCGCUGACAUCGAAUCUGUGCCUGCGUCUGCGCCAGUUGCGCCUCCUUCUCCUUCACACGUGACUGCGCAAGUUGUAUUGAAGCAACCACCGGAAAUUCAUCACUCUCCGCAAGUCUCUUUGGAUGAUUUAUUAGGAGGCGACGUUUCCAUUUCCUCCGCUCCGGCAUCUGCGUCGAAACCGCCGCAAUCGAACAGUACUGAUCCUCUCGCAGAUUUAUUCGGCGACGCGUCUUCGACGCCUGUUCAAUUGAAUUCAAAUCUUGGACCGAUAGCAGCGUCAGUGGCAACGCCGUCAUCUGCGACUGGCUUACUAGACGCGUUUGACGCCUCAACUCCGGCGAGUGCGGCACCGGUGAGCACCGCCGCAAAAGCUUCGGCAUCGCCUUUGGACGAUAUGCUCAGUGGUUUGAGUAUGGACGCGCUACCUGCUCCUUCGCCACAACCUCCAAAGCCAAAGUCACCGAAGACUUGUGCGUUCACUGCGCACAACUCGCAACCUUUGACAAUCGUCUUUGAAUGUACUAAAGACUCCGUCGAUUCGAAGAAAACAACCAUUCUCGCAAAGGUGACAUCUGUGAGUCCGGUUUCGAACGUCGCGUUACAAUCAGCCGUGCCCAAGUCCAUGACCGUAGUUUUAGAACACGCUUCUGGAAGUGCGCUGAAGGGCAGCGGUGAAAGCGAGAUACUCACACAAAUUAUGCGCGUCGAAAACUCCAUGCACGGUGAGAAAGCGUUGGCGAUGAAACUGCGCGUUUCGUACGUGGACGACGCAUCGGGAGCAGAAAAAGUGGAAAUGGUCACGGUAGCCGGUUUCCCGUCGAAAUUCUAG
This is a messenger RNA of Bathycoccus prasinos, 3165 nucleotides long. RefSeq lists its product with no specific name. The transcript has a single exon. The record is from RefSeq and is a predicted model, not a curated record. Bases 1 to 3165 code for a protein of 1054 amino acids. Gene Ontology annotation, cellular component: Golgi apparatus; membrane coat; AP-1 adaptor complex. Gene Ontology annotation, molecular function: clathrin-cargo adaptor activity. Gene Ontology annotation, biological process: intracellular protein transport; receptor-mediated endocytosis; Golgi to vacuole transport. Lineage: Eukaryota; Viridiplantae; Chlorophyta; Mamiellophyceae; Mamiellales; Bathycoccaceae.